Messenger RNA from Serpula lacrymans var. lacrymans S7.9, 1098 nucleotides. RefSeq names its product 2-nitropropane dioxygenase. The record is from RefSeq and is a predicted model, not a curated record. The coding region runs from base 1 to 1098 and encodes 365 amino acids. NCBI's taxonomy places the organism in Eukaryota, Fungi, Basidiomycota, Agaricomycetes, Boletales, Serpulaceae. The transcript is spliced from 10 exons. Gene Ontology annotation, molecular function: nitronate monooxygenase activity.
AUGCACACCGUUAUUUGUAGGCCUCUUUCGGCGCAGCGUAUCGUCAUACCUUGGAAUAACGCACAUGGCUUCACCACCCCGAAGCGUUUCUCCGUUAGUGCUCCCAGCAGGGUUAUCCAGACGCCAUUGACGGAUGUUCUGAAUAUUCGAGCACCCGUCAUCAUGGCUGCUAUGCAGUGGUAUGUUCCUAUCACCUACCGAUCUGCGGCCAUCUCGAAUGCAGGUGGCCUUGGCAAUAUAACGGCUCUAAGCCAACCCAAUCCAGAUGCUCUUCGCACUGCUAUUCGUGAGAUGAGGCAUAUUACCUCUAAACCAUUCUCUGUCAACAUCACCACGCUACCUGCCAUAAAUCCUCCAGACUACCAAGGCUAUGCCAAGGCAGCUAUUGACGAGGGAGUGCGUAUCUUUGAGACUGCUGGAGAUAUAACCAGCAGCUUGAUUGCAUAUUUCAAAUCAGAGGGUUGUAUCGUCUUGUACAAGGGUGUCAAUAUUGAAGACACCAAGACAGCAAUUGGGCAUGGUGCAGACGUGAUUACGCUGGAUGCCAAUGAAUGUGUCGGAUUCUCCUGGGAAGAAGAAAUUGGGGGAAUAGUAUUGCUCCCACUGGCCGCGAAAGAGUUGAAAGUUCCAUUCGUUGCAUCUGGAGGCCUGGCUGACGGAAGAGGGCUUGCCGGCGCACUGGCUUUAGGUGCUUCAGUGAGUGGAUUUUGCACACGAAUCAUGUGUACCAAGGAGAGCACGAUUCAUCAAAGCAUCAAAGAAAAAAUGGUCCAAUCAAAUGAAACAGACACAGUUCAUAUUUUCAAGACUUUAAAUAACAAGACACGUGUAUUCAAGAACAAAAUCUCGAAGGAGGUGGUUGCAUUGGAAAGUCGUCCUGGAGGUGCCCAAUUCGAAGAACUACGUCCUCUUGUAGCAGGAGCGAGAGGGAGACUGGUUUACGAGAAUGGCGAUCCAGAUCACGGUAUAUGGGCAGCAGGCCUAUCAUUAGGAUUGAUCCAUGAUAUCCCAAGUUGCGAGGAACUAUUAAGGAGGAUUGAAAGCGAGGCUGAGGACAUACUAGCCGGAGGGGAAAAGUUCAAAAUUAUCAAAUCCUAG